This is a messenger RNA of Scylla paramamosain (green mud crab), 3228 nucleotides long. RefSeq names its product protein lin-54 homolog. The transcript is spliced from 14 exons. Bases 1137 to 3092 code for a protein of 651 amino acids. NCBI's taxonomy places the organism in Eukaryota, Metazoa, Arthropoda, Malacostraca, Decapoda, Portunidae. The record is from RefSeq and is a predicted model, not a curated record. Gene Ontology annotation, cellular component: nucleus. Gene Ontology annotation, biological process: regulation of DNA-templated transcription.
AAAUACAGAUAGAGAAACGGAGAUGGAAGAAAGAAGUGUAAGCAAAACCUGUAAUUAUCUGUACCUGAGGGGACCUAAUGGACGCUCACACCUGUUCACCUGUCCUAUUAACCUAACUUAUUCUAUCCACUUGUCCUAUUUAAUCCACUUGUAUCAUUUUCUUGACCUAUGCACCUGUUCUAUCCUUCUGUUCUGUUCUGUUCACCUGUCCUAUCCACCUGUCCUGUCCACCUGUUCCACCCACCUGUGUUAUUCUGUUCACCUGUCCACUCAUUCACCUUUAUGAGUAGCGGGGCCUCUUCUUCGGUGGCUCCUCAUCAUCAUCUUCUGAGCGCACUAUGAUGACGCUGUCCUCUUCCCUACACAGCCUCAGGUUCAGGCUAAAGGGGAUUGAGAACAGUUUUAAAGGAGUCGAGUCUGAGGUUAAGUGAAUCGAGUCAGAGUCAAAGGACACCGAAUCUGAAUUUAAAGGAGUCGAGUUUGCGUUUAAGGGGGACGAGUCCGAGUUAGAGGGAAUCGAAUCCGAAUUUUGAGGAAUCGAAUCCGAAUUUUGGGGAACUGAAUCCGAAGUUAAAGGAAUCGAGUCUUCAUGUGAGGGAGUCCGAUCGCCCAUCACGCCGCUGGACGAGGAAAGGAGACUGAUCCACCAGGCCACUCCAUUGGGCGGCCACUUCACUGCGUUACUCCACUGCCCCACCAGCGCCUGCACCCCCUCGGAGGAGACGUACCAGACCCGCGUAGGUCGCCACUCGGCCCAGUCGUCCCGCCUCUGGAAGAAAACCAUAUACCCCUCAUCCUCUGACCUCAUGGGCCACGUCGGGGGGGAGAUGGUCGUGGAAGAGGACGAGGGCGGUGAGGUAUUCGGGUCCUCAGAGAAAGAAGUGGACCUGGUUCUCUUUGGCAUGUUGGUUUUCAAAGGACUCGUCAAAGUGUUGUUCUGAAGCACUUCAUGAUCCUUAGUUGCAUUGAAAUCGCCUGUAGAAGACUCACGCAUCUGGUUCGCGCACAUUCCGAACAAAUGAGACAGUACCAAGGCCACAUUCCGUUCACUUUCCUUCCUGCUCCUCACCGCGUGUGUUCCUGACCCUGUGCUCGUAUUAUCGCUAAAUUCCCGCAUCAUCCUGCCUCUCCCAGCGAUGGUCGGCUGUUUUACGUGUAGUACAAAGAUGGCAGUGAGGGGGGGCAGCACAGUGUUCAUUGAUGCCUCGGCACUUGGGGAGCUGACGAGCCAGCUGACGUCCCAAGACCUAGAGAGUCUUGUGGGCAACAUCCAGCCGGCAGACUUGAAGGCUCUGCAGGAGGCAACUGAGGGUCAUGUGGUGGACACUCCUGGAGUGCUCAUCUCUGAUGGGGUGACAGUGGGCAACAUUGUGGAGGUGGAGGGUGUAGAGAGCGGAGUGCUGGAAGAGUCUCAGCAGCUGGACUCCCAUGCUCACCACCAGCCAAUGGAAGUGGACACCCUCACUGACCAUGACCAGGUCAUUGGUGAAAUGGACAUGCUGCAACAGGGUGGUGAGCUGAUUGGCAUGGCAGGAGAGGAGAUGUCCACAGGCGGUGAGGCUGCCACCACCUCGGCUCUGCUGGCUUCUGUGUCUUCGGGUGACUCCUCUUCCUCCCAGAUAGUUUCAGAGACGCCACAGCUCAUAAAGAGCAGCUUGGGCCAGUUUGUAGUUCUGCAGCAGAACCAGAAUAACAUCUCUAUUGGUUCCAUGGCCAACCGAAUCAUCACAUCGGGCGGCCAGGUGGUGAGCACAGUGUCGGGCCCUAGCAGCAGCAACAACAGCAAGCCGGUGGUGGUGAACACAUCUCAGCUCAGUGGGGGAGUGAGGCAGCAGAUGGUGGUCACCUCGCAGGCCCACCCAGUGCGGACGGUGCAGUUCAAGCAGUCAUCGCAGACCCAGUCACACAACAGCAGCGGUACGGUGACCAAGGUGAUCAUCGGCAGUCAGGCUGGCGGGGGCAUGAGCAACAUUGGGAGCCAGCAGGUGCGCCUCAUCACCAGCCAGAGUGGUAAUACUGCAGCCUCCCCUGCCAAGCUGACCUUGCAGCAGGCACAGCAUGUGGGCUUCUUGCCAUCCUCCAAGCCACAGGGCCAAUCUCCAAACAAAAUUGUUGUGCAGCGGGUGAGUAUGGGUGGAGUGUCCCCUGUGAAGAGUCCCAAUAAGUUGGUCCCUGUGUCCUCCAAGUCACCCACCAAAAUUGCCCCAGCCCCUCCUUCCACACAGCAGAUUUUAACUCAAGUGAGCAGUGGUGGAGCUGUGAGGAACAUUCUUUCAAGUCCUCAGAAGAUUGUCAUAAAGAGCAAUAUUCCUCAACCUGGACAGGGGACAGUGAGCACCGUCCGGAGUGGCCAGAUUGUCACUUCUGGGGGACAGCAGGUCAUCAAGAUUCCAGCCAAUCAAGUGCAGCAACUGACAGCACAGCAGCAAAAUGUGCAAGUUCUCUCCAAUAAGGGGAACAAGCAGCGGGUGAUCAUCCCAGUGUCCGGCUCAGGCUCGUCCAAUGUGUCAGGUGGGAUGCCUCAGACCAACCUGACCCUCCCAGCCUCUGCCCUGCCCCCAGGAGUCCUUUCCAACACCCAGCCAGGUUCAGUGGUUAUGAUCCCAGCUCACUACAUGUCACAGCUUCAGUCAAACACUACAAGCAACAGCACAAUUCAAGCAUCAAACCAGAUUCCUCCAGGAACCAUCAUCCCACACACCACAAAGCCACAGCCUUCUCGCACAAUCAUUGAUGCAAAUGGGAUCAGACCAAGAAAACCUUGCAACUGUAAAAAGAGCCAGUGUCUUAAAUUAUACUGUGAUUGCUUUGCAAAUGGAGAAUUUUGCAACAACUGUAAUUGUGCAAACUGUUUCAACAAUUUAAAUCAUGAGGAGGAUAGACAGAAAGCAAUCAAGGCAUGUUUGGAUAGAAAUCCCCAAGCUUUCCGGCCAAAGAUUGGCAAAGGUGGAAGCGAUAAUGAAAGGAGACACAACAAAGGCUGCAACUGUAAGCGGUCUGGGUGCCUGAAGAACUACUGUGAAUGUUAUGAGGCCAAGAUCCCAUGCUCCAACAUGUGCAAGUGUGUGGCUGCUGCAAGAAUGUGGACAUGACACCAGCACUGGAGAGGAAGGGACUGAUGCAGCUGGCCAAAUGUGCUGAAGCACGGGUCAAUCAGCAGAAGGCCGUUAAAUCAAAAUUACCUUCAUUCUCACAUCACUCACCCAAUAAAAUGAUUCUUCCUACCAC